GCACAAAUGAUGCCACUCUCUCGUGUGUUUUCCCCGCAUGCAUCACUUCCUGGCUUGCUACCACUCUCGGGCUCAUUUUCACUCAAAACACAGCGAAAGAGUUGUCACAUUUUGUGUUGCGGACACCUCACUUCCGUCACGGCAGCUGCAGUUGGUCGACACCGUUCCACUUUCGCAGUUUGUCGAGCAAAACUCAGCUAUAGUCGUUUGGAAAUGUGAUGAAUUCGGCCGUGUUUGCUGUCGUUUUGCUCUUUCUUGCCUUCAUUCAUCCCUUGGACUGUGGUAAAAAACGAGCGAGACGUUUCGGCUUAGGUGGAUUGGUGAAUAGGCAAAUCAUCAAAAUUAAAACUUACUCGCAUCGCAGUGAACCGCGAUCCUUCAUAAUAAAAUGCUGUGGUCGAAGGAAAUGCUCAAAAUUAAAUAAAAACAAGAUUAAAAACGGGACAUCAAAAACUGAUGGUUGGCGUUCUGCCGUCAAUGGGCCGUCUUUCAAACCUGUUCGGAUCGGAACAAAAAAGUACAUGUUCCCGUAUGGAAAGGCUAAUUACGAGGGUGCCAAGAAAAUUUGUGAAAAGGAAAACAUGGAAAUAGCAUCUUUCGACAGCCCCGAUGAAGUCUCCAAAAUCUCUGAAUAUCUUCAGUACAUUGGAUUGUCCGACGACCCCGUUCUUUCGUCAAUAUCAGCAGUGGUUGGAGGAGGAGCAUUUUCCAACUGGGGAUCCGGAAGUCCACCAGGUGGCCCUGGCGAUUGCCUCGUGCAGCAGGAUGGGAAGUUUUACAACGCUUCGUGCAGUGCGAAAAGCAAUUUCGUCUGCGAGGACCCAAAAGAAGUGGACAAAUCUUCUCUGGGCUUGGACUCUUUAUCCUCGAUUGAAGAUGCUGUUUUGAACUUUGUUGGAGGAAAGAAUUUGGUCGUUCCCAGUGAAAGGGCAUCGGUUCCCGAGGCUAAAUCCAUGUGCAAAGACCAAGGCUUGGAGCUAAUGUCCCUCGACUCUCUCACGCAAUUGGAUUCUGUUCAAGACUUUCUCGGAGAUAUUGGCCUGUCAUCCUCCACGCUUUUGACCUCCAUGUCGAAAGUAACCGACGGUGGCUCGGAUUGGUUGGGAGAUUUGGCCUCUGCACUUCUUCCACCUAAAGACCCUUCAACCGACGGUGAUUGUUUAGGUCUGAGCACCCUCGGUCUCACUGGCGUCUCGUGCGACAUGGUUUCCAACUUUGUUUGUCAGGCACCUGACCCUCCUGGAUUCAAACCGUCUCCUCAGCCUAAACCGACUAUUGUUAAAACCACAAAGGCAGCUUUACUGACCAAAAACGAUCUAACUUCUUCUGGAUCUGACACUGAAGCGACUGGACUCCCAACCAAAGAGGAUGCAACCGUUCAAGCAGAGGAAGAGACUACUGAAUCAAAAGCAUCAUUGGAAUCUUCUUCUGGGUUUGACAGUACGUACGGAAUUCAACCUGAAACGACCCAAAGCGAUGCACCAACGACCACAACCACCCAAACUACAACACAGGUCAUCGUUACAACUUCAACUACGCCUACUACAACAACUAGAAGCACCACUUCAGUGGCAACAACUGUCGCAGGAACCACAACUACUACUUCACCAACCACAACCCUAACAACAACAGCAACAACAACUACAACAACUCUUCCGCCUGUAACUGUGACGAAUUAUACCACUGGAUCCAGAAUCACUAUUUUGAUGAAUGAAACCGCAACAUACGAGGAAGCUGUUAAAAAGUGCAAGGAAUUGAAUAUGAAAUUGUUGACACUGGAUUGCUCAGGGGAGUUAAGAGAUUUUAUUUUGAAAACUUCAAAUAUAACGGAAUGGUACAACGCUUCCUACUUUCUCGACUUGAAAUUCAUCAACGGAUCUUAUGUUCCUUGGACGACUGUUGCGAAUGCUAAAACUUACAUCAGAAACACAUCCGCUUUCGGAGAAUGUGUCACUGUCAAACAAGGAUCCUUGUGGUUCACGCCGUGCGACCAAAAAGCCUAUUUCAUUUGUGAAACUAUUCCGCUGGCGCAUACGUCAGUUAACUACUCGGUCUCUGGGAGAUAUUUCGUGCCUCUUCCCACCCGUAUGUGCAUUGAUGAAGCCAAUUCGUACUGCAACUCAAUCGACGAGUCGGCCACUCUGUUGUAUUUAGACAUUCCUUUUGAGCUGGAUGGAGAGGCAUUUGACCUUAUUACAUCUUUAAAUUUGGCAAACGAAAGAUCGUACGUGAAAUCAACUCCCCAUAGCAAGGACUGGAUUCUGUUGAACAACAAAAGCCAGUUGGGCUGGGCAGACAAUCACCCAAACGUUUCUGCUUAUGGAAGUUGCAUUGCUACUUUGAAAGGAAAAUUACUCUCUGAAUUCUGCAAUUAUCAACUUCCAUUUGUUUGUGAAACAACCAAGAAGAACUUGACGGAUCAUUACAUCUUGAGAGCCUCUGGACGUGACUACUUGAUUUCAGGCUAUCCGGUAAGCAAUACAAUCGCUGAAGCCUGGUGCCAAAGCUAUGGACGCGCGUUCUUGAUAAUUCAAACAUCAAACAAGUUUCAAGAGAUUGCAGAUUCUUUGUCACAUAUCUCGGGAUCUCUUUCCAAAGGAAGCGAAUAUUUGGGAAUUGGCCUUCGAUUUAUCGAUCGGGCUUGGAAAUGGUCGAACGGAAGCUUGAAAUUCGAAAAUGCUCAAGUUGGAUGGUAUUAUAACACCCCUUCUAGCAGUUCCACAGACUGUGCUGGAUUUUUAAGUCAAGGCAACGCCGUCAAGGCCUUUGACUGCUCUACUAGGUCGAGGAUCAUCUGCGAAUGACUUUUAGGCCAUCACAAGAGCCUGAAUCAUGUGAUUAUUUAAGCCGUUUGAAAAUUAAAACAUAUAAAAAUCUUCUUAACUCUCAGAACUAUCUUAAUCCGUCUUUAACUCGCACGCAAAUUAGUAAAUUUAUAGCUCUCAUAUAUAUUACAAACGUGUUUUGAUUAGAUGUGAAAAUAAUUAUUUGUAUUGCGACCAUUUGAAAUAAAAACGUUGCUGCG
Messenger RNA from Cloeon dipterum, 3025 nucleotides. RefSeq lists its product as uncharacterized. NCBI's taxonomy places the organism in Eukaryota, Metazoa, Arthropoda, Insecta, Ephemeroptera, Baetidae. Bases 219 to 2804 code for a protein of 861 amino acids. The transcript has 26 exons. The record is from RefSeq and is a predicted model, not a curated record.